CCAAAGCUCCAAUUUCCGGUUUCUGGCAGGACAUGUUUCAUUGUACGUACCUUGUCGAGAUGGGCUCGACUGUUGCUCGGUAGUUUGGAGUUUCUCCGUUUCUCCGGCGGAGUCGCGGGAUCUUUAGCGAAGCAUUGCGGAGAUUCUGGUUCCGGACGCGUCGCUCGUUCGUGUGUUCGGAACGCCUCGAGUUCGGCCGCGAGCUGCUCCCUGAAGCGCCCGUCAUGAACGGGUUCAGCACCGAGGAGGACAGCCACGACGCGCCGCCCGCGCCGCCCUUCUUCGGCCAGAGCUGCUGUCUGAUCGAGGACGGGGAGCGGUGCGGCCGCGCGGCGGGGAACGCGUCCUUCAGCAAGCGCAUCCAGAAGAGCAUCAGCCAGAGGAAGCUGAAGCUGGACAUCGACAAGAGCGUUCGUCAUUUAUACAUCUGUGAUUUCCACAAGAACUUCAUCCAGAGCGUUCGUAACAAACGCAAGAGGAAGACCAGCGAUGACGGAGGAGAGUCGCCCGAUCACGAUGUUGAAGUUCCAGAGGUGGAUCUGUUCCAGCUGCAGGUGAACACACUGAGACGUUAUAAGAGGCACUACAAGAUCCAGACCAGACCGGGACUCAAUAAAGCCCAGCUCGCUGAGACCGUGAGCCGUCAUUUCCGCAAUAUUCCAGUGAACGAGAAGGAGAGCGCUCACGUGCUUUAUUUAUAUGGUGAAGAGCAGUAAGAGCCGGCUGGACCAGAAGUCAGGACGGGG
This is a messenger RNA of Puntigrus tetrazona (Sumatra barb), 746 nucleotides long. RefSeq names its product histone deacetylase complex subunit SAP30L-like. Gene Ontology annotation, biological process: regulation of DNA-templated transcription. Gene Ontology annotation, molecular function: protein binding; transcription coregulator activity. Gene Ontology annotation, cellular component: histone deacetylase complex. The record is from RefSeq and is a predicted model, not a curated record. Bases 225 to 716 code for a protein of 163 amino acids. Lineage: Eukaryota; Metazoa; Chordata; Actinopteri; Cypriniformes; Cyprinidae. The transcript is spliced from 4 exons.